AUGACCGCUCCCUGGCGGCGCCUCCGGAGUCUGGUUUGGGAAUACUGGGCCGGGCUCCUCGUGUGCGCCUUCUGGAUCCCGGACUCGCGCGGGAUGCCCCACGUCAUCCGGAUCGGGGGAAUCUUCGAGUAUGCCGACGGCCCCAACGCCCAGGUCAUGAACGCCGAGGAGCACGCCUUUCGGUUUUCUGCCAACAUCAUCAACAGGAACAGGACUCUGCUGCCCAACACGACCUUGACCUAUGACAUCCAGAGGAUCCACUUCCAUGACAGCUUCGAGGCCACCAAGAAGGCCUGUGACCAGCUGGCGCUGGGCGUGGUGGCCAUCUUCGGGCCUUCCCAGGGCUCCUGCACCAACGCCGUGCAGUCCAUCUGCAAUGCCCUGGAGGUGCCCCACAUUCAGCUGCGCUGGAAGCACCACCCGUUGGACAAUAAGGACACCUUCUACGUGAACCUCUACCCCGACUACGCCUCUCUCAGCCACGCCAUCCUCGACCUGGUCCAGUACCUCAAGUGGCGGUCAGCCACCGUGGUCUAUGACGACAGCACAGGGCUCAUCCGGCUGCAGGAGCUCAUCAUGGCCCCAUCGAGAUACAACAUCCGCCUGAAGAUCCGCCAGCUCCCCAUCGACUCCGACGACUCGCGGCCCCUGCUCAAGGAGAUGAAGCGUGGCCGGGAGUUCCGCAUCAUCUUCGACUGCAGCCACACCAUGGCGGUGCAGAUCCUCAAGCAGGCCAUGGCCAUGGGCAUGAUGACCGAGUACUACCACUUCAUCUUCACCACUCUGGACCUGUACGCCCUGGACCUGGAGCCCUACCGCUAUUCGGGGGUGAACCUGACCGGCUUCCGCAUCCUGAACGUGGACAACCCGCACGUCUCGGCCAUCGUGGAGAAGUGGUCCAUGGAGCGGCUGCAGGCGGCGCCCAGGGUGGAGUCGGGCCUGUUGGACGGGGUGAUGAUGACGGACGCGGCCCUGCUGUAUGACGCCGUCCACAUCGUGUCCGUGUGCUACCAGAGAGCGCCUCAAAUGACCGUGAACUCCCUGCAGUGCCAUCGGCACAAGGCCUGGCGCUUUGGCGGCCGCUUUAUGAACUUCAUCAAGGAGGCUCAGUGGGAAGGAUUAACUGGACGGAUUGUUUUCAACAAAACCAGUGGCUUGCGCACAGAUUUUGAUCUGGACAUCAUCAGCCUGAAGGAAGACGGCCUGGAGAAGGUUGGGGUGUGGAGUCCUGCUGACGGGCUCAACAUCACCGAAGUCGCCAAGGGCCGAGGCCCUAAUGUCACCGACUCUCUGACGAACCGGUCCCUGAUCGUCACCACGGUGCUGGAGGAGCCCUUCGUCAUGUUCCGCAAGUCGGACAGGACCCUGUACGGCAAUGACCGCUUUGAGGGCUACUGCAUCGACCUGCUCAAGGAGCUGUCCCACAUCCUGGGCUUCUCCUACGAGAUCCGGCUGGUGGAGGACGGCAAGUACGGGGCGCAGGACGACAAGGGCCAGUGGAACGGCAUGAUCAAGGAGCUCAUCGACCACAAGGCAGAUCUGGCCGUGGCCCCCCUGACCAUCACCCAUGUCCGGGAAAAAGCCAUCGACUUCUCCAAGCCCUUCAUGACACUCGGCGUGAGCAUCCUCUAUCGCAAGCCCAAUGGCACCAACCCCAGUGUCUUCUCCUUCCUCAAUCCCCUGUCCCCAGACAUCUGGAUGUAUGUGCUCCUCGCCUAUCUGGGUGUCAGCUGUGUCCUCUUUGUCAUCGCCAGGUUCAGCCCCUACGAAUGGUACGACGCUCACCCCUGCAACCCUGGCUCCGAGGUGGUGGAAAAUAACUUCACCCUGCUCAACAGCUUCUGGUUCGGAAUGGGGUCCCUGAUGCAGCAAGGGUCUGAACUGAUGCCCAAAGCUCUGUCCACGCGCAUCAUAGGUGGCAUCUGGUGGUUCUUCACGCUCAUCAUCAUCUCCUCCUACACGGCCAACCUGGCUGCCUUUCUGACCGUGGAGCGCAUGGAGUCGCCCAUCGACUCUGCCGACGACCUGGCCAAGCAAACCAAGAUCGAGUACGGAGCAGUCAAGGACGGGGCCACCAUGACCUUCUUCAAGAAAUCCAAGAUCUCCACCUUCGAGAAGAUGUGGGCCUUCAUGAGUAGCAAGCCGUCGGCGCUGGUGAAGAACAACGAGGAGGGCAUCCAGAGGACGCUGACGGCCGACUACGCGCUGCUCAUGGAGUCCACGACCAUCGAGUACGUCACGCAGCGCAACUGCAACCUCACCCAGAUCGGGGGCCUCAUCGACUCCAAGGGCUAUGGCAUCGGCACGCCCAUGGGCUCCCCGUACAGGGACAAGAUCACCAUCGCCAUCCUGCAGCUGCAGGAGGAAGACAAGCUACACGUCAUGAAGGAGAAGUGGUGGCGGGGCAGCGGCUGCCCGGAGGAGGACAGCAAGGAGGCCAGCGCCCUGGGCAUCCAGAAGAUCGGCGGCAUCUUCAUUGUCCUGGCUGCCGGCCUCGUCCUGUCCGUGCUGGUGGCCGUGGGCGAGUUCGUGUACAAGCUCCGCAAAACCGCAGAGAGGGAGCAGCGUUCCUUCUGCAGCACCGUGGCCGACGAGAUCCGUUUCUCGCUCACCUGCCAGCGGCGGGUCAAGCACAAGCCGCAGCCUCCCAUGAUGGUCAAGACGGACGCCGUCAUCAACAUGCACACGUUCAACGACCGCCGGCUUCCGGGCAAGGACACCAUGACCUGCAGCUCCUCCUUAACCCCAGUGUUCCCCUAG
Molecule: messenger RNA, 2760 nt
Organism: Lepus europaeus (European hare)
Lineage: Eukaryota; Metazoa; Chordata; Mammalia; Lagomorpha; Leporidae
Gene: GRIK3
Product: glutamate ionotropic receptor kainate type subunit 3
Exons: 16
Coding region: 1-2760 (919 amino acids)
Biological process (GO): monoatomic ion transport; modulation of chemical synaptic transmission; synaptic transmission, glutamatergic
Cellular component (GO): kainate selective glutamate receptor complex; postsynaptic membrane; plasma membrane
Molecular function (GO): transmitter-gated monoatomic ion channel activity involved in regulation of postsynaptic membrane potential; kainate selective glutamate receptor activity
Source: RefSeq, a predicted model, not a curated record